This is a messenger RNA of Chinchilla lanigera (long-tailed chinchilla), 1617 nucleotides long. RefSeq names its product kaptin (actin binding protein) (gene Kptn). Gene Ontology annotation, cellular component: KICSTOR complex; lamellipodium; actin cytoskeleton. Gene Ontology annotation, biological process: cellular response to amino acid starvation; actin filament organization; negative regulation of TORC1 signaling. Gene Ontology annotation, molecular function: actin filament binding. Bases 84 to 1391 code for a protein of 435 amino acids. The transcript has 12 exons. Lineage: Eukaryota; Metazoa; Chordata; Mammalia; Rodentia; Chinchillidae. The record is from RefSeq and is a predicted model, not a curated record.
UCAUCAGUCCGCGUCGGGCGGGCCUUCCAUGGUUCAGAUCAUUUGUGAAGUUGGGGCCACGGCGUGACCUGCGGAGGGGCGUGAUGGGAGAGGCGGCCGUGGCCGCAGGGCCUUGUCCUCUGCGGGAGGAUAGUUUCACACGCUUCUCGUCGCAGAGCAAUGUGUACGGGCUAGCAGGCGGCGCCGAUGGGCGCGGGGAGCUGCUGGCCGCCACUCUUAAAGGCAAAGUGCUCGGCUUCCGCUACCAAGACCUCCGGCAGAAAAUCAGGCUCGUAGCCAAGGAGCUGCAGUUCAACUACAUCCCCGUGGAUGCAGAAAUUGUCUCCAUCGACACCUUCAACAAGUCACCCCCAAAGCGAGGCCUGGUAGUAGGGAUCACGUUCAUCAAGGAUUCAGGGGACAAGGGCAGCCCCUUCCUUAACAUUUACUGUGACUACGAGCCUGGCUCUGAGUACAACCUGGACUCCAUUGCCCAGAGCUGCCUGAACCUGGAGCUCCAGUUCACGCCUUUCCAGCUGUGCCAUGCCGAGGUCCAGGCUGGGGAUCAGCUGGAGACCGUGUUUCUCCUGAGCGGGAAUGACCUGGCCAUUCACCUGUACAAGGAGAAUGAGGGGCUGCAUCAGUUUGAGGAGCAGCCCGUGGAAAACCUCUUCCCAGAGCUCACGAACCUGAGCAGCAGUGUCCUCUGGCUGGACGUCCGCAACCUCCCCGGCACGCCGCGCCGUCUCUCAGCCCUUGGCUGUCAGAAUGGUUACGUCCGCGUUGCGCACGUGGACCAGCAGAGCCGAGAGGUUUUGCAGACCUGGACAGUCCUGCAGGACGGACCCAUCUCCCGCGUGAUCGUGUUCAGCCUUGCGGCGCCCGAGCAGGCCGGGGACAGGCCCCAGCAGGAGGAGUACAGCGUGCUCGUGGCCAGCAUGGUGGAGCCAGCUGUGGUGUACCGGCACCUGCUGAACCGAGGCCUUGAGGACCAACUUCUCCUGCCCGGCAGUGACCAAUUUGACAGCAUUCUGUGCGGCCUGGUCACCGAUGUGGACCUGGACGGACGGCCAGAAGUCCUAGUGGCCACCUAUGGCCAGGAGCUGCUCUGCUAUAAGUACUGCGGCCCGGAGUCGGGACGCGCAGAGGCGGAGCAUGGCUUCCGCCUGCUGUGGCAGCGGAGCUUCUCGAGCCCCCUCCUGGCCAUGGCGCACGUGGACCUGACCGGGGACGGGCUGCAGGAGCUGGCUGUGGUCUCCCUGAAGGGGGUGCACAUCCUGCAGCACAGCCUGAGCCAGGCCUCUGAGCUGGUCCUCACCCGGCUUCAGCGUCAAGUGGAACACAAGCGACGGCAGUCACAGGGACCCGGGGACCGGCUGGGUCCGGGGCCUGCCGAGACCACAGCCUCCUGAGCACUUGCCCACCAGUCUGCGUGGGCCUGGGUGGUUCAUUGGUGGGGAUCGAUGUCCCUGAGAGGGGGGCUCUCCCAGGGCCCCCCACUGCGGCCCUGCUAACUCACUCCUCUUUCUCUGCCUCCGUGCCCCUAUUUCCAAAUGAGGUGAUCCCACCCAGCCCCCUCCAUCCCAGGGAGUGUUGGUCGGAUGACAAUUAUUUGUGUCCACAGAACGGACCAUCCCA